This is a messenger RNA of Dreissena polymorpha, 3524 nucleotides long. Its product is annotated as heat shock 70 kDa protein 12B-like. The transcript is spliced from 8 exons. The coding region runs from base 230 to 2131 and encodes 633 amino acids. Gene Ontology annotation, molecular function: ATP-dependent protein folding chaperone; ATP binding. The record is from RefSeq and is a predicted model, not a curated record. NCBI's taxonomy places the organism in Eukaryota, Metazoa, Mollusca, Bivalvia, Myida, Dreissenidae.
CCGCAUUGUUUCUUUUUCAAAACUCGUAAAAAUAUUAACUAUAUCAAAUUGAUUUCUUUUAAAGAAACGGCAUUUCGUUCAUGAUUUUUUUCUUUAUUCGUAAUGCAAAAUUUAAAUAUCAUAAUACAACCUACCGCUGACCGUAACAAGUCAGCCAUAUACUAUGUUAUUACGUAUUGAAAACAUACAUGUUUAUAAAGCGGAUGGAGGAAAUUGAGCAGCUGCAGCCAUGGCGAGUUCUUCACCGAGCCCUCAACUGGCCCCCCGGACCCCUGAACAGUCUAUUGAUAGAGGUCAACAGACGUUAAGGGCCGCUCCACCCAACCAGAGUAGUCUCGCGAUAGAGAGUUUGGAAAUAUCCCCCGACCCGCGCCUGGUGAUAGCGAUCGAUUUCGGGUCUUACGCGAGUGGGUACGCUUCGCAGUUGCGGGCGGACUUCGAGCGAGAUCGUCUAGAUAUCCGCAAAAACACGAAAUGGUCCGAGGGUGGACUCUGCUGCUACAAAACCCUUACUGCGUUGUUGUUGAAACCUGACAUGUCGGUGGCCGAGUUUGGUUUUGACGCAGACAUGAGAUUCAGCACACUCGAUGAAGAAGAAGACGACUGGGAGAACUGGUACUUCUUUCGAGGGUUCAAGAUGGUGCUUUAUGCGAAUGCCAGUUCUUUAGAUGCAAAUACCACAGUGGAAGACGCAUAUGGUCGUCAUCUGCCAGCUUUAUUGGUGUUUGGAAAGUCCAUGAAAUUCAUGAAGGACCACGCCAUAAACAAUCUUAAAGAAGCAGGACUUCCAUACAUAGAAGAUGAUACGAAAUGGGUGAUCACAAUCCCGGCUAUAUGGACUGACCGUGCAAAAGGUUUGAUGAGAAAGGCGGCAACGGAAGUGGCUGGAAUUCAAGCAGACCACUUGACGAUUGCUCUAGAACCGGAGUGUGCGGCCAUCUACUGCAGUCAGCUCACACGUCAACAACUUGAAAUCGAUGGCGAUGGAGGCAAACUGCAGUACAUCGCGGCCCCGGACUCUGUGAUCAUGUUGGUGGACAUGGGAGGAGGUACAGUUGAUGUCACAACAAUUCGCGUUGGCGAAAGAGGACAUUUGGAACACGUUCAGAUGUCAGGUGGCGGACCAUGGGGCGGUAUGAGGAUCGAUGACAAGUUAUUUAUGAUGCUGAAAGACCUGUUUGGCCAAGAAGUGUUCGAAGAAUUUAUGAGAGACAAUAAAAUGGAUUACUUUGAUCUUCGACUGGAAUUUGAAAAACAAAAACGAGAUGUCAAACACCCCAGUGACCCACAUUACAAUCGACGAUUUCGACUUAGAAUUCCAGAGUCACUGAAAAGUUUGUGGGAAAGAAAAUCAAACACAACAAUAUCGGAAAUUCUGAAACAGGAUCAUAUUAAGGGAAACGAUAUAAAAUUCAAUAAUUCGCGCCUAUAUUUUCCUAUAAAAAUCGUACAGGAAAUGUUUGAUGAAGUUGUUGAAGAAAUUCUGAUUUUCACAAGAAAUAUUCUUGCGUCCCCAAAAAUUAAGGAAUUACCUAUUACAGCGAUGAUAACAGUUGGUGGUUUUGCGAUGUCGAACUAUGUGAUAAAGGCCUUGAGACAGGAACUUGGUGAAAAGAACAUCCCGGUUGUUCGUCCACAUAACACUGAGUUGGCCGUCUUGCUCGGUGCAGUGCUUUUCGGACAUAAAGAGGACAUCAUUACUUCUCGGAUACUGCCUUACACGUAUGGCGUGUCGUGUACAAUGGAAUUCAAUUCAGAAAGACACAGCGUUGAACACAGAUUUGAAGACGGUGGAAGGCUUUGGGCAAAUAAUUCGUUUCGGAAGCACGUUACUCGCGGUCAGGCUGUACAACUUGGAGAAUGGUUUGUCGACAAGGAUUACUUCCCUGAAGAUGAGGACCAAACGUCGGCGACUAUCUACGUCUUUGCCUCCGACAAAACAGAUCCCAAUCACAUUACUGACGAAGGUUGUAAGUUCGUUGGUCAGUUCGACGUUGAUUUUCCGAGAACUGUAGCUAAACCGAUGGCAAGAAAGGCAGUUACAGUAGCCAUGCGAUUCGGAGGCACGGAGUUAGAGGUUAAAGGUACAAGUCAUGGCGGAGAAACAUACAAGAAAAAAUUAAAAUUAUAAAAUGAAUGUUAUGCGAGUAAUUUCAUUUAUUGAUGUUUAUGGCAUCAGGUAUGUCGGAUAGCAUAAGGACACUCUUUAUUGUAUGCACAUCUGCUUUGUAAGUACAUAAUUCUUAUAUUAAUGAUUUUUCUUAAUUGUUUAGUUAGAAUUAUAAACUUUUGUUCAUAGCUUUAUCCCAGUCUUUUGUUGUGUUACAGUUUUAAACUGCAAUCCAAAUAUAAGUUUUUAUUGCGUUUUUUUAUGUGAGCCUUCUGUACUAGUGAUGCAUGAGGGUAACAAACACUAUUUGUUAAAAGCAGUAGUUGAAUAUGCCAAAAUACAUUUUUUAACUGUUUUUAUAUUUCAAGUCUUCUGUUGUUGUUUUUUUCUCCAAAGUUCUCGUUCUCGAUCUUUAUAUUUCUCCCCGCCCGGUCUUUACAAACGAACGAUCGAUAUGAGGUCUGAGUUAGGAAUCUUUACGAUUCUCUUCAGUCUGACAACAUUAUUAAUGGUUGUAUGUUUUAAACUAAAUAAAAACAAUUACAAAUUAAUAGGUUUAUAAAACGUAUUUUAGUUCAUGAGAUUUAAUUCACCGAUGAUGUGAAGCUUAAGGUAUCCAAGGUGUGCAUAUCCUCUCAUGCCCAUGAGGAUAGCAUUAUGCAUUCUUAGGACGAUUCGUGAUUUGUUGAGUCAACCCUGUACUUUCAGCUUGUGCACAUAGCUUAAAGUAACUAGUUCGCACUAUAUGCUUUGUAAUCACUUUGAUGUAUAUAUUACAAUUUUUAUACAAUUGGUGUAAGUUCAAAUUCGAUAUGUUACAGUUAUCAAAUGUUUUACAAUAAGUUGUUUUUUCUGUUACACACAAUAUUAUUAUCGUGAAUAUAGUAUAUAUAGUUUUUUGGAUACGUAUGUGUUUAACAUUUUUUAUACCAUGUUAUAUAUUAAUUUAAAUUUGCUGUUAGUAGUUGCCAAGGUUUUGAAUCAAUGAUAUAGCAUUAAAUACUACAUUAGUCCCCAUAAGUGUCUGUAUAUAUGGUUUACUAUACAACUUUUAACAGCAAAGUAUGCGUGCCGACUGCUUUUUGGAAUAUGCAUGAUGGGUUCUAACUUAAUAAUGUGUAAAUAAUUAAUGUGAUUUUUAUACAACCUCACGAUUACAUAGUGACCAUCAAGGCAGUGAUACAAAAUAUGCGUCUAAUCAGAUAAAUAAACAACACUAAGCAUUGUAUACCAUUUUGAGCUUUCCUUUUAUGCUUAGUAAACACAAAAACGUAACACAUUUAGUUGCACGUUUUAUUGGUAUAAUGUUUGUGUGUUUUAAUAAUGGUUAUGGACAUCUAUACUGCCUUAAACAAUGUUUAAGUUACUUCAUGAUGUACCAACAAAGAUACUCAUAUUAAACUACCAAAGUAUA